This is a messenger RNA of Sclerotinia borealis F-4128, 990 nucleotides long. Lineage: Eukaryota; Fungi; Ascomycota; Leotiomycetes; Helotiales; Sclerotiniaceae. The record is from the annotation of a GenBank genome assembly.
AUGUCUUCGCCAGCGUCCGUGGCUGCAUUCUACAUCCGCAAGACGUAUAUAAUGCUCAUGAGAAUAUUAUGGAAGACAUUACAAGCUUUCGGUUUACACGCACGAAAACCCUACAAGUCUGGUUAUGGCGAUUUUGCCUUCGCAAAGACCCUCCAACGCGGUUUGGUGUAUACCAAGAACGCCAGCAAUAACUAUCUAGAACUAGACAUUACUGACGAUUCCGAUUUCCAAAGAUGCGGAAUUUUCCCCUUCUAUCGACUCCCGGCCGAGAUCCGCAUCAAGAUCCUACAGGAAAUCCGAAGACCGCUUCUCAGCAUCUACAGAGACAAGAUCACGCAAGAUCUCAUGGAGAGGGAAUGCAUACAGAUAAUCAUUAGAAACAGCACAUUCUACUCGUACACGGAAGAGGAUCAAGUAGUUCAAGAUCUCAUUAACAGUCGCAUAGAUCGAGGCAUAAUGGUAGAACCUCCUACUUGGAAUGGUUAUCCACAGGAAGACCACCAUAUGUAUCACCGUUUCCAAGGUUUCGAGGAACAAUACAAAUACACACAAAUUCGAGGAACGGACAAACCCGCCAGCACACCCCAUCCCUUCCGCGGAAGACCGGCCAUCCAUGGCAUCAUCAAGAAAAUAUAUCUUCGUUUUCAUCGCAGAUUUGGUUCGGUUGGUGAUAUGGAUGAGGUGGGAAAAUGCCUCGAAUACCUGGCCCACAAUCUAACGAUUGAGGAACUCAUAUUAACAAUCGAGGGCAACGAACAAAAUCUCGAAGACCUCGCCAAAGGGGAGGGAGAACUAGCUCAGCUUAAAUCCAUCAAGGAUAUUCCAGUGACCAAAAACUUCGAGGUGGUAUUGCGCAACAUAUACGUCGAAAGGAUUGAUUUUGCUGCUGAUGACGAUGCGAGAGAGAAAGAUAACGCCGAGCUGAAAACUCGAGUCUUGCCUCAGAUCACGGAGUUUCUUCAACCCACCACUGCGUGUUUCGGAAUCUAG